Molecule: messenger RNA, 1632 nt
Organism: Daphnia carinata
Lineage: Eukaryota; Metazoa; Arthropoda; Branchiopoda; Diplostraca; Daphniidae
Product: bestrophin-3-like
Exons: 10
Coding region: 383-1522 (379 amino acids)
Molecular function (GO): chloride channel activity
Source: RefSeq, a predicted model, not a curated record
AUCCGAAAAAAGCCUUGGCACGUUUCUCAGACAAAAAAAAAAUCGAAUUUCCCCAUUCUGACCAGUCUGCAAUGAGAUAAAACUUCAAAGAAAUAUGUUGGAUGCAAAAUUCGGUAUCCGCUGCAUUAUGCAAGCACAAAGGUCCUGGAUAUGAAGACCAAUCGGAAAUAAGACAUGGUGGUGCAACCAGGCGUGGAGGCGAGGCGGAUUUCCCGACAACGAAUUUGAACGAGGUGUAGUUGCGGAACCAAAAAGGAACUGUAUUGCUGUGGAGAAAGAAAGACAAGACCUCUUGUUGGUUUGUAAGAGCUUAGAAGGUUCCUCAGUGUGCUCCAGACAGUCGUCUGUACGCAACGGGUUUAGUGAAACCUCUUUUAGCACAAUGUUUGACGAUAUAUCUCCGAGUAAUUCGGGAAGAGCAAGUGGAUUCGGCGAGAGCUUCAAAAUAUUAUUCAGAUGGAAACACAGUGUUUACCGCCUUCUUUGGGAGCCGUUUUUGAUCUACGUGAUUUCCUACAUUUCGCUUUCGCUGCUCUACGAUUACGUGCUCAGCGCUAAUGCAAGAGUGGACUUUGAAGCCAUAGCCGCCUACUGUUCCAAAUAUACGUCUUCACUUCCCAUCGUUUUAUUGUUGGGAUUUUUCACAUCCACUUCUAUGCAGCGAUGGUUCUCUGUCUUCAAUACCAUGCCUGGAACAGCUAAAGUGAUUGCCAUUUUCGUUCUCGCUUUGAAAGAAAACGCAGCAGACGGAGCGCAGAUGAUUCAGCAAUACUCUAGAUGGGUUUUAUUGAGCUGGACUUUUACAUUCCGUUUAAUCUGCCAGCCUUUGAAGAAACUUUAUCCUGAUUUACAGUCCCUUCAAAAUGCUGGGCUUUUGCUGGAACACGAACGGGUACACCUGGAACAGGUGCAGUCGAAGCACGCUAGCGAGAGCGACCAUUACCUCUCUUUAGCGGUACUGGACUGGAACUUGGCUAUGCUAAAGCGUUGUAGCCGACAAGGUCUUUUCACGAUUCCAGCCGACUGUAAUCGUCAAGUGGAUGCGCUGAUGGCCUUCAAAAAAAGCUGUUGUAAUACUCUCAAGUUUUCGUCCAAGAACAUACCAGUUGCUUUGAUUCAGGUCGUGACUAUUACCGUCUACUCUAUCGGCGUAGCAUCGCUGAUGGCACGUCAGCUUGCUGAUAAAAAUCCGGCUACUUCUUUUAUCACGGGUUACUUUCCAAUGCUCAACACCUUUCAGUAUUUUCUUUAUCUUUCUUGGUUGAGAUUUGGAGCUAUGGCGUCUAAUCCAUUCGGAGAAGACGACGAUGAUAUUGACAUUACAAAGUUGCUCCAAUCUCACAUCGAGGAUGCGCAGAGAUUACAAGCGCUUUACGUUGCUGGUCCGGCGGAUGAAUUAGUGACGACGUCCAUUGAAACCCCAUCAAAAAAAUGGCCGCGCAAUUUGUGUGUGUAUACUGACGAAGGUGCUGAACAGGUUGAUGGAGCAGACGACGACGGAAUCGGUUUGACAGAAGUUUAGUAUUACAACAUCUUCUAGCGCCAGAUAAGACUCUCAGCUGUCCACGCCUCCGUAUCUCGCUGCUUUGUUUACAACCUGCUAGAUCCACAUUUUUAUAGCAACCCUACCCU